AUGACGAAACCGGAGGAAGGGUGGGGGGAGAAACAGAAGCGCGCAUGCGCGGUCCGGCCGGGGAGGCGGGGAAGGAGCCGACGAUGCCGCCUCCGCCGCUCCGCUCCGCUCCAUCAUGGCAGUCGCAGCCCCAGCGAGGACCGGAGCCCCGGGAGCUGCGGCGCCUGCGGCAGCUGCAGCCGUUGCAUUAGGGGCGAGGCGCGGAGCAGGCGCGGGAGUUGCAGCUGCAGCGGUUGCAUUAGGGGGAAGGAGCGGAGCAGGCUCCGGAGCUGCAGCGGUUGCAUUAGGGGGAAGGAGCGGAGCAGGCUCGGGAGCUGCAGCGGUUGCAUUAGGGGCAAGGAGCGGAGCAGGCUCCGGAGCUGCAGCGGUUGCAUUAGGGGGAAGGAGCGGAGGAGGCUCGGGACCUGCAGCGGUUGCAUUAGGGGGAACGAGCGGAGCAGGCUCGGGACCUGCAGCCGCAGCGGUUGCAUUAGGGGGAAGGAGUGGAGCAGGCUCUGGACCUGCAGCCGCAGCGGUUGCAUUAGGGGGAAGGAGUGGAGCAGGCUCGGGACCUGCACCGGUUGCAUUAGGGGCAAGGAGCGGAGCAGGCUCGGGACGUGCAGGGGUUGCAUUAGGGGGAACGAGCGGAGCAGGCUCGGGACCAGCAGCGGUUGCAUUAGGGGGAACGAGCGGAGCAGGUUCGGGAGCAGCAGCGGUUGCAAUAGGGGGAACGAGCGGAGCAGGUUCGGGACCUGCAGUGGUUGCAUUAGGGGGAAGGAGCGGGGCAGGCUCGGGACUUACAGCUGCAGAGGUUGCAUUGGGGGGAAAGAGCGGCGGAGGCUCGGGACCUGCAGUGGUUGCAUUAGGGGGAAGGAGCGGGGCAGGCUCGGGACUUACAGCUGCAGUGGUUGCAUUGGAGGGAAAGAGCGGAGGAGGCUCGGGACCUGCAGCGGUUGCAUUAGGGGGAAGGAGCGGAGCAGGCUCGGGACCGGCAGCCGCGGCGGUUGCAUUAGGGGGAAGGAGCGGAGCAGGCUCGGGACCUGCAGCGGUUGCAUUAGGGGGAAAGAGCGAAGGAGGCGCAGGAGCUGCAGCGGUUGCAUUAGGGGGAAGGAGUGGAGCAGGCUCGGGACCUGCAGCGGUUGCAUUAGGGGGAAAGAGCGAAGGAGGCGCAGGAGCUGCAGCUGUUGCAUUAGGGGGAAAGAGCGGAGGAGGCCCGGGACCUACAGCAGAAAGGACCGGAGCUGCAGGAGCAGCAGUCGCAACUGCAACGAUCGGAGGCUCCGUUGCAGCAGCUCGGGCUGCUUGAGGUCAUCGGAGGGAACACCACCGGCACGCACUCGAUUGUAGUGGUUG
This is a messenger RNA of Tachyglossus aculeatus (Australian echidna), 1332 nucleotides long. RefSeq names its product serine/arginine repetitive matrix protein 2-like. The transcript is spliced from 3 exons. Lineage: Eukaryota; Metazoa; Chordata; Mammalia; Monotremata; Tachyglossidae. The coding region runs from base 1 to 1326 and encodes 441 amino acids. The record is from RefSeq and is a predicted model, not a curated record.